AUGGAGGAGGCUAAAAGGAGUGGAAACAUAUUUUACUAAAAAUAUCGAUCAAGAUCUCAUCCCCAAAUAUAGAAUAUAGAAAUAUCAAGUGAGCAGGUAAGAAAUCGUCCCAGAUUUGGCCAAGGAUAUACGCAAACGCAAGCGUCACCCCCGUCAGAGUUGGAGGCAGAACAAACAGAGAACGAGAGAGAGAGAGAGAAAGUCUAAUCCUGGGAGCAAAGUAAUCCUACAGGUGGUAGGAUUCAUCAGGUUGCUUGCUUUCACUUCACACAAUCCAUUCCUGGCUCCAGUCCUCCGCUCGCCUCCAAACUUCCCGAAACACACACACACAAACUGACAAGGGACGAGCGAUAUCAUGUCCUCGUCCUCCUUUUAGUGCCAAAAUCCAUGAUUAUUAGCCGAUACGAGACGUAGGACCAAGUGCUACACGUACACGAUCCCAUUGUCGUCGUAAUGUUCAAGUUUAACAAGCAUCACAAUUUUUAUCAACCACACUGUCAUCCUCACAGCCCAGUCUCCUCUAAUCCCGUACUUGAAAAUAAUCAGUUGGGCCAGUUCCUCGAAGUCGGGAAACUACUUGGAACCGCAGGACCGGAAAACAUUUGGAAAGUGUAUGACGGAUGGAGAAAGUGUGAUGGGAAGGAAGUCUCAAUAUUUGUGUUUGAGAAGAAAUCGGCCGAAAAGUUGCACAAGCCCCGAAGGAAGGAGACCAUUGCGGAAAUGUUGCGCUCAUCGGUCAGGCAAUUGGAGAGAUUUCGUCACAGAAGUCUAAUUCAGACGGUGUAUCCGCUUGAGGAAGGGCCAGACACACUUGCAUUUGCUGCAGAGCCCAUCUACUCGAGCCUUGCGAGUAUGUUAGCAGCUUCCCCCCACCAAUCCAUGACUAACUCGUGCGAUGUUAAUGAGAAAUCGGGUGGUGUUGACCUUCAUCCAGUCUUCUUAGAUGUCGAACUUCGAUAUGGGAUCCUUCAGAUUAUCGAAGCCCUUCAAUUUCUUCAUUACUCGGGAAGAAUCAUACACAGGAAUAUCACACCAACAAAUAUUCUUGUUACAAAACGAGGCACUUGGAAACUCGCCGGGUUGGAAUUCAUUGAUAGAGCAAACGACUUGGAUGGAAUGGAAGGAGUUCCGGUAAUACCAUGGACGAGCAAAAUUCCAAAGAUCGGUCAGGUCAACUUGGACUAUACAGCUCCUGAAGUCCAACAGACUUCAAUGUGUUCUAUCAUGUCUGAUAUGUUCAGCCUGGGAAUGGUUAUUACAGCCAUAUUCAACGGCGGAAAACCUCUGAUUCAAUCUAAUCAUUCAAGCUCGCAGUACCUCAAACAAGUGGAAAUGUUGGACUCUCUGGUUGCCGACUUCCUCCCAAAAGUCCCUCUUGGUUUACAUGAGGCAGUCCAACGUCUCCUGUGCAAAGAACCGAGACAAAGACCAACAAGUCAAUUACUCGCACUUAUUAAAUAUUUUGCUGACCCAGCGAUUUACACGCUUCAAUACCUUGAUAUAAUUACAAUGAAAGACCCGUCACAAAAAGCUCAUUUUUAUCGACAUCAACUCAGCGAUGUGUUGCCCUAUAUUCCAAAAAAACUGUGGUUUCAACACGUUUGGCCUACGCUCAGAGAUGAAAUGAAGACACAAGAAGUGCUGGCUGCUGCCCUUCAACCAAUUUUCCUGCUAAUUAGUCAGAGUACGGCAGAGGAGUUUCAAAACAUCAUCCUUCCCUCGUUCAAGCACGUAUUUUCUUCACCAAAAUCUAUUCAAGCGUCGGUAACUUUGCUGGAGAAUUUGCAUAUUAUCCUUGAGAAAAAUGUACAACCCGAGCUUCUGAACAAUGAAAUUUUGCCAAUGCUUCAGAACGCUUUUGAAUCUACUACAAUCCAAGUUCAGAGCGCAUCUCUCAUCUCGGCAUCUUUGGUGGCUGAAUAUCUAGACGAGACAUUUAUUAGGAAGAUAAUUCUCCCCAGAUUGAAAGGCAUUUACGAAAAGUAUUGUGGGGAUCUCAAAGUCCUGGUUAAUAUACUCAUGUGUUUAGAAAAAAUAAUUCCAAAAUUAGAGCGGUCUACAAUCAUUGAAGACGUACUUCCAAUACUUUGCGAAAAUGCCACAUCCCGACAAGAUCCCGACAUUAUCGGAAAAUUGACAGACAUUUACCGCUUGAUGCUCAGCGAUAACAAAAAGUACGGGCUGAGCGUGAAUCUUAUGGCGACGAGGGUGAUGCCAAGUCUUCUUCCUCAGACGGUGAAUCCGAGAUUGCAUUUGGAGCAAUUCAGCAUGCUUCUCGCAGUCCUCCAAGAAAUGCUGGAGCAUAUUGACAGAAAUCAAAGGAACAAAUUGAAAUUGGAUCAUCACAUAGUCACGCAUAGUGGUCAUGGGCAAGCUCAGAAAGAAUACGCUUACUCCAAGACAAACAACAAAGGACUACGGCAUCAGAGAUCCUCUGAUAACAUGAGCAUUGGGCCCUUUACGACUCCAAUGUUUGUGCCAAAUGUACACAUUGAAAAUACGGCGACUUUGAGCAUUGGUCCGACAAUCCCAUGCCAAAGAAAGACAUCUUCUGCAGAAGACAUGAUGAUGAGAAAAAAUUCCAGUGCUGAAUUAUAUGGAGACGGAACCAAUUUCUUACGGGUGCAAGGAAGUCAGUUUCCCAUACGAAGACUUUCAGAUAACACUCUUAUGGCUCCGAAAAUACGCCUGGCCCCAAGUUCUGCGCUUUCCAGUCCUGGUGAACCACUUCCAGUAAGGCGACACUCUUCCAUUGGGCCACAGGAAAGGAAAAAUUCAAGCAACAGUGUCAACUUGUCUCCUCCAGCGCUUACAAGGAACAUUGUGGGUGGGUCAAUGCCAAAUACGACGGGAAAUGUUGUUCCGUUUUCAUUAUCUGGGAGCAUGUCGAGUCUAAAGUCUCGAAGACCUUCCAUGCUGUCUUCAUCCGCCUCCGCUGUUCACAACAGCAGUCAGCCCAGCAACACCACGGGCAUUCUUCAACAAUUGGGGUCUGGGGUAGUGAGCUUUGCAAACUCAUUAGUUGACAGAAGCAAAUCUUCAUGAUCCUACACCCCCCGUGGACGCAACAGAUCUGCGUCCAUAUUCCAAUGAUACAUCAUCAUCAUCAUCAUCCUGUUUCAAAUUCUACUCUAUAUAAAUACACAUGUACUUCCUAGCAAGAUUAUGAGGAUUAUUGUCAAGCCAAAUCUUAAAAAAAACUGUAGUCUGUUUAUGUUUGAUGCUGAUUGAUUUCCAUUGCAGUAUACUCGCAGAGACAAAAAAUAAUUCCUUGUGGCAAAAAAAAGAAUAUUAAUGUCUAUCGCUCUUAACACAAGAGAAGAGCUCACGUAUAUCCGUAUUACAAAGCUUAACUUGAAUGACACGCGCAACAGAGAUUGAGCUCAUCUAUACAUCCCUACAUACAAUACAUAUGUACUAUCAUCAAACACACACUAUUAUCAAACUGUUACACUUAGAUUGGAACUUAUUAUAAAAUACAACAGAUAUUUUAGUAGAACAGAGAAAUAUUUAAUCACAAUUGUAGAUGAUAAAUUACAACGGCGAAUGUAACAAAGCUGUAUGUAAUUAAAAAUAGACAUUUAGUCAGAGUCAUGCAUAUUAUAAAGGUAUGAAUAAAUUGCAAUCUUGGCCAAAAAUAAUUA
Molecule: messenger RNA, 3644 nt
Organism: Folsomia candida
Lineage: Eukaryota; Metazoa; Arthropoda; Collembola; Entomobryomorpha; Isotomidae
Gene: bma
Product: SCY1-like protein 2
Exons: 26
Coding region: 454-3045 (863 amino acids)
Biological process (GO): protein phosphorylation
Molecular function (GO): ATP binding; protein kinase activity
Source: RefSeq, a predicted model, not a curated record